Messenger RNA from Verticillium alfalfae VaMs.102, 2697 nucleotides. RefSeq lists its product as hypothetical. The record is from RefSeq and is a predicted model, not a curated record. The transcript has 3 exons. Lineage: Eukaryota; Fungi; Ascomycota; Sordariomycetes; Glomerellales; Plectosphaerellaceae. Bases 1 to 2697 code for a protein of 898 amino acids.
AUGGACCGGUCUUCGCCAGGAAGAGACCCCUAUGGGUAUGCGCCGGGGAGGCUCUCCCCAGCCCAGUACCAGCAGCCACUGGGCAUCAACGGCAAGACGCUGGUCGAUGGAUACGCCAGGGAUAUGGCGAACACUUCCAGAGGCGAUGCGCCCCGUUCUAGUCCGCUCAACCCUGGACAGAUCCAGAGUUCUGCUCUCGUAGACCUCAAAGACCCGAUACAGGUGCAUCUUCUGACGGAAACGGCAUUGACGGACAGCAAAUCCUACGAGAUCCUUUCGCAGGAAGAGGUGGACGGGCUCAAGAAACAGAUUCAGACGUUGACGCAACGGAUCCAACAAGCCCGAACGAAUCUUACCAUUCAGACGAAAUACCGGGAUGCCGCGAUAUCCAUGUCCAAACUUUAUUCUACCGGCAAGCAAGAUGGAAAUAGGAGGAAGAGCUUGCUCAACCGGUACAGCGGAGGAGACUCUGCUCGCGAGGCCGAGGCGGAAAGACAGGCGAGCGAGAAGAAAUGCGAGGAGCUGGCCACCCAACUCUGGAACCUCGAGAAGAGCCUCAUGGAACCCCGACAGCGGCUGCUUCAGCACACGGCUGCCAUUCUCCAGUUGACGCACAAGGCAUCAAAGAAGGCCGCGCCACGGAACAUGGGGCCGCCUGCCAAUGGCAUGCCGGGGAGUCCUGAGAGUCUCUAUGCCUUUUCAAACGGUCGCAACAGCAUGGAGCCUGGCGACGACAUGUACUUUAACGACCAAGGCCUCUACCAGAGCCUCGAUGACGGGACCCUCGGUCGAGGCAUGGGCUCCAUUCCCAUCGAGCCACCGCUGAAGUCCGCCAACCGGGAGCAGAAUGCCCAGGCACAGGCAGAAAUCGAGCGCCUCCGAGGCGAAACCGCGCAGAGGCAAGCCGAAAAUGAACGCCUCCGAGUCGAGUACGAGCAGGCGCAAGCUGAGAUUGAUCGCCUCAGAAGCGACAACUCCCAGUUCCUCUCGGAGAAUGAACGCCUGCGCUAUGAAGUAUCCGAAGCCCAGGCUGGGAGCGAAGAGAAUGCGCAAGCACGGGGGCAGGGUGAACAGCUGCGGCAUGAAAACAACCAGCUCCGCGCUCAGACUGAUGCCCUAGCGCAAGAACUUGAUGCCUGGCGCCAGGAAGACUCCCAACGCCUUCAAUCGAUAUCGAGCACGGAGCAGAAGCUCGAAACGCUGAAUCGCUCCUUGCGGGACGUCAUCGUCAAGCUUAACCCAGCCAAGAACAGCGACUACCAGGCUCCGCCGUCAGGCGCUUCUGCCGGAUCUGAGAGGUCUCUGCAGGGUUCUUCGACCCUCGACAGUCACUUUGCCUAUCUCGAGCGAGGCCUGCGGACGGUUCAAGAAGACCAGGAAUUCCAAACGUCGCAAAGCUUAGAAGAGGCCGAAUCAGCAGCUGCUACCGCGUCUAUAGCACUGGCCCGCGCGGAAAUCAGGGUCGACAAUCUCAACUCGCAGCUUCGCGACCUGAUGCUGUCCGUCGACUCCAAGUACCCAACUCCUCCUGAUGUGACCAACUCGGAGCUCGAUGAUCAGUUUGACUACGCCGAUCGCUCGCUACAGGCCCUCGAAACACAGCUGAGCCGCGUCGAUCAACUUACCGCCAGCAGCGAAACGAGGAAGAGAGAGGGCGACCAGUCUGAAGCCGUGCUAAUGGGGCUAUGGGACAUAAUCCAGAGCGGUUUUGCAGAUAUCCAGCAGCGCAAGGAUCAGCGGCGUAAGAUGAGGGCGGAGCAGGGUCUGGAGCCCGAUGAAGAUGACGUAUCGGGAGACGAGGGCAUGGACGUCAACGAACCUUAUUCCCUGUCUGCCUUCUCAACCAAGGUCCAGUGGCUCUAUGCUCAGGCUACAAAGUUGAAGGACCAAAAGUCGGUUCUAAAGAGGCAGAUCAAACAGCAACGCGAGUUGAACAACAAGUCGGAUUCGGCCAAGGACGAAGAGCUGCGGUCGAAGCAGGACGAAAUCGAUCAGAUCAGAGCCUUGCUCGAAAGCUCGGCGCAAGAGGCGAACAAGGCCCAAACACUGCUCUCGCAGGCAUUGCAAGACGUUGAAGACGCCAACAACGCUCGCUCCGUCAAUGAUGCCAGCGCUGCUCAAUUCAGGCAACAGCUUGAGGAACGCGAUGCCAGAAUUGCGGCGCUGGAGGCGGAAAGCAGGUCUGUCCAGACAAGAAUGGCCGAUGUCAGCUCGACGGUACAGGACGCGGAAUCAAAGCUCAACCAGGCCAAGGAGAACGUAGCGCUUCUCACCACCAAGCUGGCAGAUGCCGAGCGACUCGCCGAAGAAAAGCAGCAAGAGGCUGAAGCCAAGUCAAAGGAGGCCAAGGAUCAGCAAGAGGAGAUGGACAAGAUGAACGAAAUGAUGGUCGGCCUUAAGACGGAACUCACCUUCGCUCAGGCCGAGCUAGACGGCGCUUACGGCUCUCGUAAGGAGAGGGCUGCCGCUGUCGCCGCUGUCAAGAGCACGGUCGAGGUUGAGCAGCUGAAGACGGAGGUGGAGCGUCUUAAGGAUGAGCUGGCGUCGACGCUCAAGGAGCUUGAAGGCAUCACAGCCGAGACUAUCGGCCCCGAGCUCGCGCAGGAGGAGCAAGCGAAGAGACGAAGGCUCGAAGAAGAACUCCAGAAGCUACGCAAGGCGAUCGGCCCUGGCAAGAGCCCUCUCAGCCCGAGAUAG